CUCAGUUGCGUCGUUGUUCGCUCAGACAGGGACAUAUAAACGCGAUCACUUCUCUACCAUGUCCUCCUCUUGCUAUGUUCCUCCUCUUCCUCUUCUGUCUCCUUCUCCUUCACCUUUGCUCCAAUUUCCUCCGUCUUCUCGUCCGGCAAUGGCUUUCACCUCUUCACCGUCUUCCUGGGCCACCCUCGCAGUCGUUCUUUGCAGGAAAUCUCGAGCAAAUGCAUGACAUGGCAAAUUCAGAUCUUUUGUCGCAAUGGGAAGCACAAUAUGGCCCGAAUUACACGUACAGAGGAUUCCUUAAUGGCAGCAGGUUAAUGACUACGGAUCCAGUUGCGCUUUCGCAUAUAUUGGGUCAUGCAUACGACUACCCAAAGCCAGAUUUUGUCCGUGAUAGCCUAGCUGCGAUGGGCGCAGGGAACGAGGGACUCCUUACGUCGGAGGGCGACGUUCACAGGAGACAACGUAAAAUUCUGUCGCCUGCAUUCUCGCUAUCUCAUAUCAAAUCUUUGACUCCAAUAUUCUGGGACAAAGCUGAACAGCUUCGCGACAUAUGGCUCCAAUCAUCUGGAGACUCUGUCCCGCGCAUAGACGCACUCUCUUAUUUGGCUCGUGCUACGUUGGAUACCAUUGGCUUGGCUGGCUUUGGAUACCACUUCAAUUCACUCUCAUCCUGUGACAACACCAACGAACUGGCUCACGCCUUUAGCGUCAUAUUCUCUACUGCGCGCAAGUUCAGGUUGAUUACUAUCUUGCAAGUCUGGUUUCCUAUCCUACGACGCUUCCGUCGUCACAAUACAACAAUGUCUGCUGCGCAGGCCACCAUGCGAAGGAUAGGUUUGGCACUGAUCCAGGAACGGAGGGAGACAGUUUCUAAUGAAAGGAGGGAGAAGAAAACCAUGUUGUUAGACGGGGACAAGACGAUUCUGGGCCGCGAUAUUUUGAGUGUUCUAAUACGCUCCAAUUUAAGUGCUUCAUCGUCUGAACAAAUGUCUCUGUCCGAGAUAUUAUGUCAAAUAUCUACUUUUAUUGCGGCGGGCCAUGAAACAACCUCUAGUGCCCUCACAUGGUGUCUGUAUGCGUUGGUCACCAAUCCAAACGUUCAGACGGUCCUCCGGGAGGAGUUGAGAAAAUUGGAGGUCUUGGAAGACGACCGAGAACGACUAACGGAAGAAAUCAUGAAAUGCCAGUAUCUCGACUGGGUUGUCAGGGAAACUCUGCGGCUUCAUUCGCCUGUAACGAACACUAUGAGGGUUUGCAUGCGGGACGAAGAUGAGAUUCCUGUUGAUUGCAGUCCGACUUCCACAGCCCCGGGUGGAUACGUUGACAAGUAUGGCGUUCGGAGAUAUACGAUCAAAGUUAAGAAGUGGGAUAUCAUCACUAUACCAAUCCAGGCAAUCAACGAUAGCGAACGGCUCUGGGGAGAAGAUUCCAAGGAUUUCAAACCAGAAAGAUGGGCGGCUCAUUCGCUAUCGCGGGCCAAUUCAAUACCAGGACUGUAUUCAAACAUCAUGACAUUCCUUAAUGGAAAUCCCAUAGACGGGAAUCGCUCGUGUAUUGGGUACAAGUUCGCGCUGCUCGAGAUUAAAAUUUUCUUGUAUGUGCUUCUAAGGGACUUGAAAUUCUCAAUUGACCCAGCUAUGGUUAUCGAGAAGAGGGUCAAUGUGGUAACGCGCCCUUUUGUGAACUCUGAUCCGCAGUUGGGGAACCAGUUGCCCCUGUAUAUGCAUCGCGUCUGCCGGGAUGAUGUGAAAAAGGAUGUUGCUGUCGCAUAAACCGCACAGUAGUACGAUGCGCAUCGGUCGCUUAUCGUCGCCGUACAUAUUAUUUAUUUUCCAUUCAUGAAUGGCCGUCUCUGUAAUUACAUUGAAACUAGACUAGUAGAAGAUGGCCAGGUUGCAGAGAACUUGACCUGGG
Molecule: messenger RNA, 1914 nt
Organism: Guyanagaster necrorhizus
Lineage: Eukaryota; Fungi; Basidiomycota; Agaricomycetes; Agaricales; Physalacriaceae
Product: cytochrome P450
Exons: 11
Coding region: 75-1772 (565 amino acids)
Molecular function (GO): iron ion binding; oxidoreductase activity, acting on paired donors, with incorporation or reduction of molecular oxygen; monooxygenase activity
Source: RefSeq, a predicted model, not a curated record